Sphaeramia orbicularis (orbiculate cardinalfish) is the source of this 2613-nucleotide messenger RNA. RefSeq names its product TAF5 RNA polymerase II, TATA box binding protein (TBP)-associated factor (gene taf5). Gene Ontology annotation, cellular component: transcription factor TFIID complex. Bases 3 to 2252 code for a protein of 749 amino acids. Gene Ontology annotation, molecular function: protein binding; RNA polymerase II general transcription initiation factor activity. The record is from RefSeq and is a predicted model, not a curated record. NCBI's taxonomy places the organism in Eukaryota, Metazoa, Chordata, Actinopteri, Kurtiformes, Apogonidae. Gene Ontology annotation, biological process: transcription initiation at RNA polymerase II promoter. The transcript has 11 exons.
AAAUGGCGGCCGUACAAGGUGGCCUGGUAGAUGCAAGCGAAGAAAAAGACAUAAAAACAGAACCAUCAAGCGAUGGCUGUGGAAAUAAUGAUACAAACGACGCGAGACCGCUCUCUACGUCCCCCGGAUCCAAUGCGCCGGGUGGAAAUGCCAAGACCUCGUCAGGAUCCACGGAGGAACAGCAGACCCUACUUGCUGUGUUACAAUUCCUCAAAAAGAACAAUCUCACCGAGUCUGUCGAAAUUUUGCGUCGUGAAGCGGGUUUACCGGAGGAUUCACUGGAUCUGAAAGGCUCUGACUCCUCCGGGGCCAGCUCCGGUGGCUCUGCCGGUGGUGUGGACGGAGUCGGAGUGGAUGCGAGCGCUCUCCUAAGCCGGGUGACCGUCUCAUCGUCCGCCGGAGUCCAGGCGCCAAUGAAAACCUCAGGGGAAGAUCAGCCAGAUGUCAAUGUGGUCCUAUCUGCUUAUAGUCAACAAGGAGACCCAGCUUUGUAUGAGACUUACUACAGCGGCCUGAAGAGGUUCAUAGAAACAGUUUUGGACUGUCACAGAGCAGAGCUGUCCCAGGUCUUCUACCCACUCUUUGUCCACAUGUAUUUGGAACUGGUGUACAAUAAUCAUGAAAAUGAGGCCAAGUCUUUCUUUGAAAAGUUCAGUGGUGAUCAAGAGUGUUACUAUGAAGAAGACCUUCGUGUUUUGUCCAGCUUGACCAAGAAGGAGCACAUGAGAGGUAAUGAAACUCUGCUGGACUUCCGAACCAGCAAGUUUGUCCUACGUAUCUCACGUGACUCUUACCAGCUGCUGAAGAGGCACCUGCAGGAACGUCAGAACAACCAGAUCUGGAACAUCAUACAAGAACACCUUUACAUUGACAUCUUUGAUGGCAUGCCGCGCAGCAAAAGCCAAAUUGAUGCCAUGUCUGGAAGCUUGGCUGGAGAGGCCAAAAGAGAUGCUAAUAAGUCGAAGGUUUACUAUGGAUUGCUGAAGGAACCAGAAAUAGAGCUUCCGCUUGAUGAUGAAGAUGAGGAAGCAGAGAAUGAAGAGGGUAAACCCAAGAAGAAGAAACCCAAAAAAGACAGCAUGGGAUCCAAAAGCAAGAAACAGGAUCCCAACGCACCUUCACAGACUAGGAUACCACUUCCUGAACUAAAAGAUUCAGAUAAGCUGGAUAAAAUCAUGUACAUGAAGGAGGCCACCAAAAGGAUCCGUCUGGGACCUGAAACACUCCCUUCUAUCUGCUUCUACUCUUUUCUUAAUGCAUACCAGGGGCUGACUGCAGUGGACUUAACAGAUGACUCCAGCCUGAUUGCUGGAGGCUUUGCUGACUCCACAGUACGGGUGUGGUGUGUCACGCCGAAAAAGCUCCGCAAGGUCAAAUCUGCAGCAGACUUGAAUCUGAUCGACAAAGAGUCAGAUGACGUGCUGGAGAGGAUCAUGGAUGAGAAGACCGCUAGUGAAUCGAAGAUCCUGUAUGGGCACAGUGGCCCAGUGUAUGGCAUCAGCUUCAGCCCCGACAGAAACUACCUUUUGUCAAGUUCUGAAGAUGGCACAGUCCGACUGUGGAGCCUACAAACAUUUACAUGUCUGGUGGGCUACAAAGGGCACAAUUAUCCCGUGUGGGACACUCAGUUCUCUCCACAUGGUUAUUAUUUUGUCUCUGGGGGACAUGACAGAGUUGCCCGUCUUUGGGCUACAGAUCACUAUCAGCCGCUGAGGAUGUUCGCUGGCCACCUAGCUGAUAUCACAUGCACACGCUUCCACCCAAACUCUAAUUAUGUGGCCACAGGAUCAUCUGACCGCACGAUCCGGCUUUGGGAUGUGUUGACUGGGAACUGUGUCCGCAUCUUCACUGGUCACAAGGGUCCCAUACAUGCACUGGCUUUCUCUCCUAAUGGGAAGUUUCUGGCCUCAGGAGCCACUGAUGGCAGAGUUCUUCUGUGGGACAUCGGUCAUGGCCUCAUGAUUGGAGAGUUAAAAGGCCACACAGAUACAAUCUAUGCACUGCGGUUCAGUAGGGACGGCGAGAUCCUGGCUUCAGGCUCCAUGGACAACACUGUUCGCUUAUGGGAUUCAAUGAAAGCAUUUGACGAUUUAGAGACUGAUGACUUCACAGCCGCCACAGGACACAUUCACCUACAAGAUAACUCCCAGGAACUUCUGCUAGGCACCUACAUGAGCAAAUCCACACCUGUCAUUCACCUUCACUUCACCCGAAGGAACCUGCUGCUGGCUGCAGGGGCUUAUAAUCCAUGAGACUGUUAAAUUAUUUUCUAAAGGAGCAUGUGAAAUUAAGCUACUUUCAGGUCCCCUGAGCUCCACAAGUAACUCAAAGAUGUUUGUGGUGUUGUGGGAUUAAAGCAACUAUAUGAACAGUUCACAUCUGUGAGCAUCUAGCUGUGAAUAAAGAUGUAAACUUAGGUUUCUCCUGUUGUGUCAGCACAGGUCCUAAAAGCAAGCUGAAUAGAUAUCCCAUUGUCUGAAAGAAGUGCCAUUGUUGAAGACUUUUUUUUUUUUUUAAAUUCACUGCCAUGAGUAACGCUCAACACAUGGCUGACAUUUCUGUAUACUAAUCUUUUAUACUGGUCUACACUGUAAAUAAAAAAAAAAGUUUUCU